Messenger RNA from Chenopodium quinoa (quinoa), 939 nucleotides. RefSeq names its product probable LRR receptor-like serine/threonine-protein kinase At5g59680. Lineage: Eukaryota; Viridiplantae; Streptophyta; Magnoliopsida; Caryophyllales; Amaranthaceae. The coding region runs from base 1 to 939 and encodes 312 amino acids. The transcript is spliced from 6 exons. The record is from RefSeq and is a predicted model, not a curated record.
AUGCUUCGGUUAUUCUCCUACAUUUCAUUUAAGGUUUUACAGAAUAUUUGUGAUUAUGGCAAGGGCCUUGCUUCUUAUUAUGAGCUUGUAGUUGCUGAUCAUGGCAAGAUUUUUUCGGUUUGUCUCGCUCGAAACGAGUACACUAAAGGUGCUUCUAGCCCCUUCAUCUCUGCCGUAGAAGUCAUGUUCCUAGAUGACAUUCUUUAUAAGUCUGUUGAUUUCCACAAGUGUGCGCUUAGUACUGUUGCUCGUCAUACAUUUGGUCAUGAUCACAAGGAUAAUGGUGGGGCCAAUUUUAUCAGUUAUUCAGAUGACGAGUAUAACCGAAUGUGGCAACAAUCCAAAGAUACAAAUCCAACAGUGAAAUGUCAAUCUAAUAUCACACCAUCAGAUUUUUGGAACAUGCCACCAAGCCGAGCAUUAAGCUCAGGAAUCACAACAAGCCGAGGGAAAACCCUCGAAAUCAAGUGGCCACCAAUAUCCUUGUCCGAUAGAAACUACCACAUUUCUUUUUACUUCCAAGAUAACCGAACUCCGAGCCCAUACAGUUGGAGAGUGUUCAACAUUUUGAUCAACGGCGACGCGUUUUAUAACAAACUCAAUGUAACAACUAGUGGGGUGAAUGUCUAUACACCUGAAUGGCCUCUAUCUGGUCAGACUCAGAUCACGUUGAUCCCCGAGGACGGCGCCCCGGUUGGCCCUAUCAUGAAUGCUGCCGAGAUGUUUCAGCUCCUUCCUCUUGGUGGGAGGACUAGUGACAAGGAUGUGACUGCAAUGACUGAUCUUGAUCGAAGCUUGAACAACCCACCCGGUGAUUGGAACGGAGAUCCUUGCUUACCUCGGAAAAAUUCAUGGAGUGGAGUUACAUGCAGUUCAAUUCUUAUAAGAAGAAUUACAGUAAUUUUCAUCCCGGAGACUUCACAUUUAGCGUAUUUUUAG